AUCUUCCACACAGAUCCCCCAAAGGCACAUGUGACCCAUGACCCCAGAUCUGAAGGUGAAGUCACCCUGAGGUGCUGGGCCCUGGGCUUCUACCCUGCUGACAUCACCCUGACCUGGCAGUUGAAUGGGGAGGAGCUGACCCAGGACAUGGAGCUUGUGCAGACCAGGCCUUCAGGGGAUGGAACCUUCCAGAAGUGGGCAUCUGUGGUGGUGCCUCUUGGGAAGGAGAAGGAUUACACUUGCCAUGUGCAACAUGAGGGUCUGCCUAAGCCCCUCACCCUGAGAUGGGAGCCUCCUUCAUCCACCAAUUCAAACAUGAUAAUCCUUGCUGUUCUGGUUGUCCUUGCUAUGGCCAUCAUUGGAGCUGUGGUGGCUUUUGUGAUGAAGAGGAGGAGAAACACAGGUGGAAAAGGAGGGAACUAUUCUCCAGCUGCAGGCAAGGACAGCUCCCAGAGCUCUGAUAUGUCUCUCCCAGAUUGUCAAGCAUGAAGACAGCAGCCUGGAGUGGACUGCGUGACAGACAGUGUGUUCAGGUCUCUCCUGUGACGUCCAGAGCCGUCAGGUUUAUUUAGACAACAGUGUCUGAUGUUCCCGGUGAUCCUGUGGGCUCAAUGUGAAGAACUGUGGAGCCCAGCCUGCCCUGCACACCAGCACCCUGUCCCUGCACUGCCUGUGUUCCCUUCCACAGCCAACCUUCCUGGUCCAGCCAAACACUGGGGACAUCUGCUUCCUGUCAGCUCCAUGCUGCCCUGAGCUGCAGCUCCUCACUUCCACACUGAGAAUAAGAAUCUGAAUGUGAACUUGAUUGUUAACAUCUUGACCUGAGGGUUGAUUGCUUGUUAAAUUGAUGGCUUGAGAAUACUUAGAGGUUUUUUUUGUUUUGUUUUGGUUUUUUUGUUUUUAAGAAAUAAAUGCCAGAUGGAGAACCUUCCAGAA
Grammomys surdaster is the source of this 936-nucleotide messenger RNA. Its product is annotated as H-2 class I histocompatibility antigen, alpha chain-like. Gene Ontology annotation, cellular component: external side of plasma membrane. The record is from RefSeq and is a predicted model, not a curated record. Lineage: Eukaryota; Metazoa; Chordata; Mammalia; Rodentia; Muridae. Gene Ontology annotation, biological process: antigen processing and presentation of endogenous peptide antigen via MHC class Ib; positive regulation of T cell mediated cytotoxicity; antigen processing and presentation of endogenous peptide antigen via MHC class I via ER pathway, TAP-independent. Gene Ontology annotation, molecular function: signaling receptor binding; peptide antigen binding. The transcript has 5 exons. The annotation marks the transcript as partial.